This is a messenger RNA of Geodia barretti, 1635 nucleotides long. Lineage: Eukaryota; Metazoa; Porifera; Demospongiae; Tetractinellida; Geodiidae. The record is from the annotation of a GenBank genome assembly.
AUGCCUGAUAACCCAAACCAACCAACUCCCCGCUCCCUUUCCGGCCUGCCCAUCGACGGACUGUACUCGCCGGAUCAGUUAGCCGCCUCCGGUUUCGAUCCCGCUGCCGACCUUGGCGAGCCGGGUCAGUUCCCGUUCACUCGCGGCGCCUACCCCAAUAUGUACCGGGGACGUCUGUGGACCCGGCGACAGAUCGCCGGCUUUGGCACCGCCGCCGCCACCAACGAGCGCUACCGGUUCCUGCUCGACCACGGCCAAACCGGACUCAGCACCGACUUUGACCAUCCCACGCUCACCGGCUACGACUCAGACCACGAACUGGCCGAGGGCGAGGUUGGUCGUUUGGGCGUCGCCAUCGACUCCGCCGCCGACAUGGACGAGUUGUUCGACGGCAUCCCCCUCGAGCAAGCCAGCGUAUCCCUCACCAUCAACCAUCCGGCCAUCGUCCUGCUCGGCAUGUUCCUCAGCGUCGCCGAAAAGCGGGGCACCCCCUGGCCCGCCCUGCGCGGAACCGUCCAAAAUGACUCCCUCAAAGAGUUUCACGGCCAGAAAACCUUUGCGCUGCCACCUGGCCCGGCCCUCAAACUGACCACCGAUGUCGUGGAGUUCUGCACCCGGCACGUCCCCAACUGGUACACCAUUUCCAUCAGCGGUUACCACACCCGCGAGGCCGGAUCGGACGCCGUGCAGGAACUGGCCUUCACCAUCGCCCAGGGCAUGGCCUACGUUGAGUCGGCGAUGAAGCGCGGCCUGCCGGUGGAUUCCUUUGCGCCGAGACUGUCCCACUUCUUCGGCGUACACAACGACUUCUUCGAAGAGAUCGCCAAAUUCCGCGCCGCCCGACGGAUGUGGGCUCGCAUCAUGCGCGACCGCUACGGCGCCACCCGCUCCGAGUCCAUGCGAAUGCGCUUCCAUACCCAAACCCUCGGCUCCACCCUGGUGCGCCAGGACCCACUUAACAAUAUCCUGCGCGGCGGAUUGCAGGCGUUGGCAGCCGUGCUCGGCGGCACGCAGUCCCUCCACGUCAGCGGCUACGAUGAGGCGUACGACAUCCCCUCCGAAGAAGCCAUGCGCAUCUCCCUGGCCACCCAGAUGAUUCUGGCCAACGAGAGCGGUGUUUCCGCCACUCCCGAUCCACUGGGCGGUUCGGCCUACCUGGAGACCCUGACCACCCAGCUGGAAGAAGCCGCCCACGCCUACAUCGCUCGCAUCGACGAUAUGGGCAACGGCAGUAUGCUGGACGGAAUGCUGGAGGCCGUCUCCAACGGCUAUAUCGAAAGCGAAAUCGCCCAGGCAUCCUACCGCUACCAGCAGCGGGUGGAAACCGGCGACUACACCAUCGUCGGCGUCAACGACGAAUACCGCGACGACGCUGCUUCGUCCGGAUCACUGGAACUGUUCGAGUUUGACCAGGGCGAAGAAGAUCGCCAGAUCGCCCGUCUCACGCAGGUGCGCCGAUCCCGCAGCGAAGCCGAUGCUGCCCAGGCCAUCCGCCGCAUCGUCAAAACCGCCCGCGACGAUGCCAACCUGCUGCCCGCCAUCAUACCGGCGGUCGCCGCUGGGGUAACCGAGGGCGAAAUCAUGGGCGCUCUGCGUGACGAAUGGGGCGAAUACGUCGAUCCGGGCGUAUUCUAA